Messenger RNA from Cladophialophora immunda, 1499 nucleotides. RefSeq lists its product as uncharacterized. The coding region runs from base 270 to 1052 and encodes 260 amino acids. Gene Ontology annotation, cellular component: transcription factor TFIIIC complex. NCBI's taxonomy places the organism in Eukaryota, Fungi, Ascomycota, Eurotiomycetes, Chaetothyriales, Herpotrichiellaceae. The record is from RefSeq and is a predicted model, not a curated record. The transcript is spliced from 2 exons. Gene Ontology annotation, biological process: transcription initiation at RNA polymerase III promoter.
UGGGGUCCAAAGAUAACCACGCUCCAAGUCACAGGGAUAUAUCACCCGAAACUUGGAAAGAAACCAAGCUUCAGCACGAACGGUACUUCCUUGCAACUACCGGCCUUGGCCUUGUCCUUCCCCGCGUCAACCAAGGUGAGACGCUUGUCCGCCUGUAUCCGGCUGCUAUUGGACGAGUAGGGUGAGGUGCCAUUAUGAGAGUCGGAGGCGGGCGUGACUAAGUACACGCCAUAUAUCGCCCAUUCGUCACCUCACCUAUCUAGCUACUCAUGCCAGUACCCGAAAUGCCAGACCCUGCAAGAGACGGCCAGGUUGCGCCGUCGUUCCAAGUCCCAGAUAUCCCUGUCGUAUCUAUCGAGCAUCCAUGCAUCGUUCAAAAUGUGGAGAAGGCUGUUGCUAUGCUCGGAAGACCUACAGAGAUCGCGCAGAGUCUUGAGCCUGGAUGGGAUAAGCCGCUGGGACUCAAAUUUCAGCCCAAUGAUCCAAGCAGCCGUACGGUGCUGUCUUACAACAAACCAACCAACAAUCUGCUGCUAAAAGUGACAGUUCCCAAACGAACAGGCAGGAAAAGGAAGCGGGGGUCUGAUGGGCAGUAUCUCGAGCAACCCACAGAUUCCCAACCUCGAAGAGACGUCAAAUACCUCCUGCAGUCACUGGCAGACAAUCGCGAACGCUACCAGGCCGAGGUCGUGGGACCGACUGGCUCUACGCACAUUUGGCGUACCAUGCCAGAUUUCACCUACUCGUCUAAAGGAUCUUCAUUUUUGAGCGAGAUACAAUCCAAAAUUCUUCCUCAGCGGUAUCCAUUGCUCAAGCAGUGGUCUUUCCCUCGAUCCUCCGUUGAGGCAGAAGCCGAGGCUGUUCCUCCUCCGGUUCUCUCCGCGCAGAAUCUCCCGGUCAACUUCACAUAUCGUCAGGGCUCUGCCGCAAAGGCCAUCGUCGAACCUACCUCCGCAAGCCAGACCCUAGAUGAUACAGAUGCGUCUGCGCAACCACCCACAAGUCAAAGCCAACCGCAGGAUCAACAGACGUUGCAUAAUGAAGCCACCUGAGCGUUUUGACUCCCAACUACUCCGGUGAAUGUCAUAAAACAGCCUCAGAUUUCGCACACUAGGCUAUAGGGAAAACAAUUCUCUUGCUUGGUGGCCUGAGUCAAUACCUUCGGCAUUUACACCUUUUCCUAACUCUGGAGCUUAAAGGGUGAUGCCCUGAAUGCGCGUUCCGAUGAGAAAUUAGGGUCACGUAUCUGAAUGAGGAGACUCCGCGGCUAUCGCCAGCGGAUCCAGAUGAAGGAAUACCACAAAGACAACAAUAUAGUCAACGAUUUCUGUUGGGUGAAAGUUGUUGGUCGAUACAUGUUGAAAGGAAUAAUGUCGUCCAACGGAAUGUCUAUAUGUAUGGGGAUCUGCAGAUAGAGAACAUGAAAAUGGGAUGAAGCCAUGCUCUUACUAGGCGGCUGUUAGUUGUAUACACUUGGAAAAUGCCCAGCCUUGACCUCG